Messenger RNA from Colletotrichum graminicola M1.001, 1797 nucleotides. RefSeq lists its product as uncharacterized. Gene Ontology annotation, molecular function: DNA binding; DNA-binding transcription factor activity, RNA polymerase II-specific; zinc ion binding. Gene Ontology annotation, biological process: DNA-templated transcription; regulation of DNA-templated transcription. The transcript is spliced from 3 exons. The record is from RefSeq and is a predicted model, not a curated record. NCBI's taxonomy places the organism in Eukaryota, Fungi, Ascomycota, Sordariomycetes, Glomerellales, Glomerellaceae. The coding region runs from base 1 to 1797 and encodes 598 amino acids.
AUGGUUUCCGAGUCGACAUCCAGUUCAGGAGAAGCCAGUGAUCUAGGAGACGCGAAACCACGCGCCGGAGCUACUAAGUCGAAAGCUACCAUACGGGCGUCCCUCGCCUGUGUCCCUUGUCGGUCGAAACACGUCAAGUGCGACUCUGCCUUGCCAGCAUGCCUCAGAUGCCGUCUAGAAGAAAAGACCUGCUAUUACGCUAAAUCUCGGCGAGGAAUCCGAGAUCCCAGGAAGCGCAGUCUUAUCAACGACCCCAUUGGUCUUCCCCCGACUGCUACAGAAUCGCCAGUGUCCUUUCCUUCCCCCGAGGUAGCAAGCCUCGAGAUCCCCAUCAAUGUGGUCGGUACCCUGCCUGGAGGGUGGUCUCUGAUGAGGAGCCCGCGUCUCUCGGAUUCUAUAACGGCUUCGCCGACCUCACUCCUCUUCGACCUCUACUUUACAAACUUCCACGACACACAUCCGUGGCUCCUUCCCAAGAACCAACUAUUGCAUCAGAUCCGGACCAAGCCCGAGCCUUUCCACUUCUUAGCAAGCUGUGUCGCUUAUGUGGGAUCUCUCUUCUCGGAGGCUAUUUCCUCAGAGGAGUUGCGAGAGAAGGCGUUCAGCUUAGCCAGUGGCAGUUUGCCGAUGACUUGCUGGACAGUCCAGGGGCUUCUUGUUCUCAGCGUUGCGGCCCUUGGGGAGAGUCGAAUGGACUUGAGCGGCGGAUGGAUGGACACCGCAACCCAGAUGGCUCUCGAGCUUGGAAUGCAAGAAAAGGCAUUUGCAGAUUCCGAGCCCGAUCCAUUCGUGGCGGAGAGUUUCAGGAGAACCUACUGGGCUCUUUACUGGCACGGCAACAUGCGCGCGAUGCGCGAAGACUCGCCGACGUUUACAUUGUUCGGUGUUCUUGCAACCACAGAACUUCCCUGUGAAGAGUGGGAAUAUCAAUCUGGCGAGAUUACACGGCCGUUAUCAUUGAAAGAGUACGAUGCCAGAGAUCCGAUGAGCCACAAAAGCUACUCGUCGUGGACUUAUCUGAUCGAUCUUUGUCGUCUGUGUGGAGAGUUAAUACUGCCAAUGCCAGCAUUGCCGCCUGGCCUCCUGUCUGCCACGAUCGACAGAGCCGAUUCUGGAAUCGUGAGCUGGCUGAUCACUUUACCCAAGUGGAAGCAGGAGUUGGUGGAUCCGGGGGGGACAGUGGACAUGAUACUUUUCCACGCGAUGGCUUAUGCGCACGACUUGAGGAUCAAAAUGCAGCUACCGUUAGGAGCAUCAGGUUUCAGCACCAGAGAUCUCCUCACACUUGGCCCACUCUUCAAGGCUAGCAACUCCUCGACAGCAAAUACACAGCGGUCAUACACGUCUACCAAUCCGUGGCUUGAAUGUUCGACAGCUCUUCAGGCAGGCCUUUCCACCAUCGGCCUCUUCAACUUCUCGCUUCCACCAGCGCGGUAUAGUCCAGCUUGCAUCAUCGGUCUACAACGGGCGGCACUCCCAUUGCUCGACGCAAGGAUGUACGGAGGAGCUGAGUCACCGGCUUUACGAGAGAAGCUUAAUCUCCUGAUAGGUGUAUUGAAGAUAGCCGGCGAGAUGUGGCCUGUCGCUCGAAACAUUGGUAACGAGGUCAUCGAGGUGUUGAGAGAUGUGAACAGCAGACCUCACCGCAAUACCACCUUCGGGCCUAAUCCGACCAUUGAUGCUUUUAUUACAGACAUGGCAUCAUCCGGAAGCGUUCAAGGCCCAAUGAUGUUCUCCUUCUCUGAUUCUAGGACGUCGGAAGAAAUGUUUCACUGGAAUAGCGGUAUUACGGGAUGA